Paramecium tetraurelia is the source of this 459-nucleotide messenger RNA. RefSeq lists its product as uncharacterized. The record is from RefSeq and is a predicted model, not a curated record. Lineage: Eukaryota; Ciliophora; Oligohymenophorea; Peniculida; Parameciidae. The transcript has a single exon.
AUGAUUAAUUGCUUAUUUUACAACAGUACAAAGUUUGGUGGGGUAUAUAAAAAAUAAUGCUAUAUUCAUAAUAUAAAUGGUUAAUGGGUCUAUAAUAGGUAUUAGAUUAAUAUUGCGUCGCAAAGAGAUCUUGAACAUUAUGAUCGGAAGACAUUCCAAAAAAAUGCAGCCUAUCAACGUAGAACCCAGCAAUAAAAUUAUGAGAUAAAACUCUGUAAAGGAAGAAUCUGGUUCUUAAUACAAGUAGAAAAAAAUUGUAACCUGACUUUAAGCAGAGCAUAUCACAAUUACCAUGACAACAACAAUAAAUCCUUAUUUGUUUUCAUAUUGUGGAGUUAUUAUUGCAAUUUUAGACACAAUUAAUUGAGUUCAAGAGAGUGGUGCAAGUUAGUUGUACUAACCGAAUAUGAAGAUAUUUUUAUUGAAACUGAAAAACAGAAGAGAUCAGUAGUCAAUUGA